AUGGGCAACGCACAGGAACGGCCAUCAGAGACAAUCGACCGCGAACGGAAACGCCUGGUAGAGACACUGCAGGCUGACUCGGGGCUGUUGCUGGACGCACUGCUGGCUCGGGGCGUGCUCACGGGGGCAGAGUAUGAAGCUCUGGACGCGCUGCCUGAUGCCGAACGCAGGGUGCGUCGGCUGCUGCUGCUGGUGCAGAGCAAGGGAGAGGCCGCCUGCGCUGAGCUGCUGCGCUGCGCCCAGCACACCCGCGCGCCCGACCCGGUUUGGGACUGGCAACACGUGGGCCCUGGCUACCGGGACCGCAGCUAUGAUCCUUCGUGCUCUGGUCACUGGACGCCAGAGACACCUGGUUCAGGAACUACAUGCCCUGCACUGCCCAGAGCCUCCGAAUGGGAUGAGGCUGGGGGUCCUGAGGGCUCCGAAGCGGGGCAGUCCGGGACCCCCGAGGAGCCCGAACCACGGCUGGAAGCCCAAGCCUCUGAAGAUGCUGAACUGGAACCCGAACCUGAGGCAGAAUCAGAAUUGCUGCAAGAGCCUGACCCAGAGCCAGAGGCAGAACUUGAGAUGGAGCAGAACCCCGACCCAGAGCCAGAACCAGACCCGGAACCAGAGCCCGACUGUGAGGCAGGGGAUGAGUCUGAAGAUUCCUGA
Elephantulus edwardii (Cape elephant shrew) is the source of this 654-nucleotide messenger RNA. It is a transcript of the gene NOL3, whose product is annotated as nucleolar protein 3 (apoptosis repressor with CARD domain). The transcript is spliced from 3 exons. Lineage: Eukaryota; Metazoa; Chordata; Mammalia; Macroscelidea; Macroscelididae. Gene Ontology annotation, molecular function: death effector domain binding; cysteine-type endopeptidase inhibitor activity involved in apoptotic process; death receptor binding. The record is from RefSeq and is a predicted model, not a curated record. Gene Ontology annotation, cellular component: mitochondrion. The coding region runs from base 1 to 654 and encodes 217 amino acids. Gene Ontology annotation, biological process: negative regulation of intrinsic apoptotic signaling pathway; negative regulation of release of cytochrome c from mitochondria; negative regulation of extrinsic apoptotic signaling pathway.